CCCUUGCCUAUAAAUUGCCGCGAAAGCGAUGGAAGCAAAGCUCUUUCUUUCGGACGUAUCUACGAAUAUCACUCGGUCUUUUCUACUUUAUCUCUCAGUCAUUUCUACAAACAGCUUAUCCUCUCUGUCUCUAACUUCACAUCCAAGCAAGGUAUACUCCAUACCUCCAUUAAUUGCUAUUUUUAUCUGUCCUUUUUCUUCCCUUCUAUUCUCUCAGCAAACCUCUCACCGGUCCAAAACCCCAUUCCAGUUCAAUCCCAUCCAAGAAUUCUCAAAUCCUCUCCAAAUCAAUCUAAUCGCUCCACAAAAUUCUCCAAUUCUCACACAAUUCAACGACACCAAGAAAAUGCAUUUUUUGAAUUUUUUUCAGAAAUUACUAAAUUUGGAAAGAUCAGUUCUCCAUAAAAGAAGUGAAGAAUUGCAAUCGCAAUGUCCGUUUGAAGCUGCUCCAAUUUAAUAUACGUAAUCCGUGAGGCAUCGCCCUAAAAUGGCGGGAGGACGGCGGAGACGUAUUCAUUUCAGCAAGAUCUACAACUUCUCUUGUAUCCGUUCUUCGUUCAGGGACGAUCAUUCCCAGAUCGGGCAGAAGGGCUAUUCGCGGAUAGUGCAUUGCAAUGAUCCUGACAACCCGGAGGCGGCGGCUCUAAACUACUGUGGGAACUAUGUGUCCACGACGAAGUAUACUUUGGUGAAUUUCAUCCCCAAGUCUUUGUUCGAGCAGUUCCGGCGCGUCGCAAAUGUGUACUUUCUCGUGGUGGCAUUUGUUUCAUUCAGUCCGUUGGCACCAUACCGGGCUGUCAGUGUUCUUUUGCCGCUGUUGGUGGUGAUUGGGGCCACGAUGGCCAAGGAGGCUGUCGAAGACUGGCGGCGGAAGAAGCAGGAUAUUGAAGUCAAUAAUCGGAAAACUAAAGUUUAUGGCAAGGAUCACACUUUCCAUGAAACCACAUGGAAGGAACUUAGGGUUGGCGAUCUUGUCAGGGUGGAUAAGGAUGAGUUCUUCCCUGCUGAUCUGCUUCUGCUUUCGUCGAGUAAUGAUGAUGGAAUUUGUUAUGUCGAGACAAUGAACCUUGAUGGUGAGACUAAUCUAAAAGUUAAGCAAAGUCUAGAGGUGACAUUGGCAUUGCGGGAUGAAAAAUCCUUCCAGCAUUUUAAGGCAUCGAUCAAGUGUGAGGACCCAAAUGAGAGCCUGUAUUCUUUUGUUGGAAGCCUUUAUUAUGAUGGCAAUCAGUAUCCCCUUUCACCCCAUCAGAUCCUUCUGAGAGAUUCAAAGCUUAGAAACACUCAGUAUAUAUACGGCGUGGUGAUUUUCACCGGGCAUGACACAAAGGUGAUGCGGAAUGCGACAGACCCUCCUUCCAAGAGGAGCACGAUCGAGAGGAGAAUGGAUAAGAUUAUCUAUUUACUAUUCAGUAUCCUGGUUUUGAUAUCUUCUGUGGGAUCUGUUUUGUUUGGAAUCAAAACAAAGGAGGAUAUUAGUGAUGGAAAGUUUAAAAGGUGGUAUCUCAGGCCAGAUGAUUCAACCAUCUUUUUUGACCCCAGAAGAGCAGCUUGGGCCGGAUUUUUUCAUUUUCUGACAGGACUUAUGUUGUAUGGAUAUUUGAUACCAAUAUCCUUGUAUGUAUCCAUAGAAAUUGUGAAGGUUUUACAGAGUAUAUUUAUUAAUCAAGACCUGGAUAUGUACGAUGAAGAAAUGGACAGGCCAGCACGUGCCCGAACAUCAAAUUUGAAUGAAGAACUGGGUCAGGUUGAUACCAUUCUAUCUGAUAAAACUGGGACGCUGACAUGCAACUCAAUGGAGUUCUUGAAAUGCUCCAUUGCAGGCAUUAGUUAUGGCCGUGGCAUGACGGAGGUAGAGAGAGCAAUGGCUAGAAGGUUUAAGCAUGAUGGACCCGAGUUUCAGGACUUGUCGUCUGAUUUUGCAGGGGACAGUGGUGAUGUUUUGGAUUCAAGACCACGAAUCAAGGGUUUCAACUUCAGAGAUGAACGCAUUAUGAAUGGGCAAUGGGUGAAGGAACCCAAAUCAGAUGCCAUACAGAAGUUCUUUCGCGUGUUAGCUAUCUGCCAUACAGCCAUUCCUGAAGUGGAUGAAGAAUCUGGCGAAAUUUCUUAUGAAGCUGAGUCACCAGAUGAAGCAGCUUUUGUGAUAGCUGCAAGGGAGGUUGGGUUUGAAUUCUAUGAGAGAACCCAGACAAGCAUCUCAUUGCAUGAAUUGGAUCCCAAGGCAUGCAGAAAGGUUGACAGGUCAUAUAAGCUUCUUCAGGUUUUAGAGUUCAGUAGUUCUCGUAAGCGAAUGUCUGUGAUUGUGAGGAAUGAAGAGGGUCAGCUGUUGCUCCUCUGCAAAGGUGCAGACAGUGUGAUGUUUGAAAGGCUUGCUGAGGAUGGACGAAUGUUUGAGUCUAGGACAAAAGAACACGUCAAUGAAUAUGCUGAGGCUGGUCUGAGAACCUUGGUUAUUGCAUACCGUGAGCUUGGUGAAGAAGAAUACAAUAUAUGGCAGGAAGAGUUUGUAAAUGCCAAGAAUUCUGUCAGUGCAGACCGAGAUGCAAUGAUGAAUGCAGCUGCUGAUAAGAUUGAGAGGGAUUUGAUUCUUCUUGGCGCUACAGCUGUUGAAGACAAACUGCAGAAGGGGGUUCCUGAGUGCAUCGACAAACUCGCUCAAGCAGGAAUCAAGAUAUGGGUUUUGACGGGUGAUAAGAUGGAAACUGCAAUCAAUAUUGGGUUCGCAUGUAGCUUGCUAAGACAAGGAAUGAAACAGAUCGUGAUCACGCUGGAUGCACCAGAUAUCAAUGCCUUGGAGAAACAAGGGGACAAGGAAGCCGUUGCAAAGGCUUCACGGGAAAGCAUUACAAAGCAAAUACGUGAAGCAAAAUCUCAAGUUAGUUCAGCAAAAGAAAGUUCUGUUGCUUCUGCUCUUAUCAUUGAUGGCAAGUCUCUGGAUUUUGCUCUUGUGGGAAAAACGGAGAACUUGUUUCUGGAGCUUGCUAUUGAUUGUGCAUCUGUUAUUUGCUGCCGCUCUUCACCGAAACAGAAGGCGUUGGUUACAAGAUUGGUGAAAAAGGGAACAGGGAAAACGACACUAGCAAUUGGGGAUGGAGCAAAUGAUGUUGGCAUGCUUCUAGAAGCCGACGUUGGAGUUGGCAUUAGCGGUGUUGAGGGGAUGCAGAUAUGCUACUUUUUCUACAAGAACAUGACGUUUGGCUUUACCCUAGUUUGCUUUGAGGCUUAUGCUUCUUUCUCAGGGCAGCCUGCUUAUAAUGAUUGGUACCUGUCCUUCUACAAUGUCUUCUUCACUUCUCUUCCUGUGAUUGCUCUGGGAAUCUUUGAUCAAGAUGUGCCUGCACGUCUUUGCCUCCAGUUCCCAUUGUUGCAUCAAGAAGGUGUGCAGAACAUCCUCUUCCGCUGGUAUCGCAUACUUGGGUGGAUGUUCAAUGGAGUAUGCAGCUCCAUCAUCAUCUUCUUCUUCGCUACCAGCUCUGUCCUUCACCAGGCCUUCCGGCAGGAUGGUCGUGUUGCGGGUUAUGAAGCGCUCGGCGUCACCAUGUACACGUGUGUCGUCUGGACCGUAAACUGCCAGUUGGCCCUCUCCCUCAGUUACUUCACAUGGAUCCAUCAUUUCGUCAUCUGGGGCAGUAUCAUCUUCUGGUACAUCUUCUUAACCAUUUAUGGGACAGUCCCACCAACGAUAUCCACAUCAGCGUACAAGGUUCUCGUUGAAGUCUGCAGUCCAAGCCCUCUCUACUGGCUGUCCACGCUCUUCAUUGUGGUGUCUGCCCUCCUACCGUAUUUUUCCUUCGUGGCUCUGCAGUCAAGGUUCUUCCCUACAUACCACAGCAGGAUCCAGGCCAUGCAUGCAAAAGGCUCAGUACCGCAGGCAUUGGUUGGGUUCUCUGCACGUUUCGAUGCCAGGAUGAAAGAGAGAGUACAUCGCAGACAGUCGUGAAAUGCAGGUGGGUCUG
This is a messenger RNA of Magnolia sinica, 3956 nucleotides long. Its product is annotated as probable phospholipid-transporting ATPase 8. The coding region runs from base 488 to 3940 and encodes 1150 amino acids. Gene Ontology annotation, molecular function: ATP hydrolysis activity; ATPase-coupled intramembrane lipid carrier activity; magnesium ion binding. NCBI's taxonomy places the organism in Eukaryota, Viridiplantae, Streptophyta, Magnoliopsida, Magnoliales, Magnoliaceae. Gene Ontology annotation, biological process: phospholipid translocation. The record is from RefSeq and is a predicted model, not a curated record. The transcript has 10 exons. Gene Ontology annotation, cellular component: plasma membrane.